This is a messenger RNA of Hymenoscyphus albidus, 1559 nucleotides long. Lineage: Eukaryota; Fungi; Ascomycota; Leotiomycetes; Helotiales; Helotiaceae. The record is from the annotation of a GenBank genome assembly.
GGAAAGUCACUGGCGUUUGUUUGACUUCAUCGUGCUUCCCAUCGAUCCAGUCCCGAGUUUCUCUCUGAAACACACACAAUGUGGAGGCAGUGCAACCCAAGUCGGACAUACUGCGGGGUAAGAUACAGCAGCCUAACGCCGCGCUCACUAAAAACUCAGACAAGAUGAACUCAAAAUACGACAUAUCAAGUGGCCAGAACCCUUAAUAAGGACGACAUACUUCAAAAAUACUUCCUGACAUCACCCUUUCACGGCACCAAAACGAACCAUGGAUUCCUACCCUCAACACCAGUUCACCACCAAGAGGUCUUUUACAUAUAACUACUAUAUUACCCCACCACAGCCUGGGAAAGAAUGGAUUCUGUUCCUCCAUGGCUUCCCUUCUGCUCCUUUCCAUUUCCGACAUCAGAUCAAGUAUCUCUCAGAGAAAAGGUAUGGAAUUCUAGCGCCUGAUUUAUUGGGUUAUGGGGAAUCUUCUCAACCGGCAGAUGUCAAGGCGUAUACGGGGACAGGAAUGACAGAAGAUCUCAUAGAGAUUUUGGAUCACGAGAAAAUUGAGCAUGUUCUUGGUGUUGGUCAUGAUUGGUAUGUAUCCCAUAUAUCAAUUUCGGUCUGUAGUUUAUUUCCAAGAGAAGAUGAUGUUAAUAAAAAUCAGGGGAUCAUUCCUUCUAUCCCGACUAGCAAAUUACUACCCCUCCCGAAUCAAGAAAUGCGUGUUUUUAGAUGUGGGCUACUUACCGCCUGGCCAUGCUAUGACCAAAGAGGCUGCCACAAUUAUUAAUACUAUGAUGAAGAAACAAAUUGGGUAUUGCUGUUUUGGUUAUCCCUUGUUUUUUGACGAGGAUGGUGCUGAUAAGGUGAUGGAUGACAAUGUAUGUAUUUUAAUAUUUUGGAGAACAGGAUCUCAAGCUGACCUGCUUGAUAGAUUGACAGCGUGAUACCACUAUUUUUUACUCAGGAUGAGGAGAUAGUAAAGGAGUAUAUGGGCGAAGAGGGAGGCACUAGAAAAUGGCUGGAAGGAAAGAUGACAACUGAGUUACCAUCGUUUUUUACCCCGGAGGUAAGACAAUUCUGAUACCAAUGUACCAAUGUGAUGUUCGCUAAAAGAUAUAUCAGGACCAAGAACACUUCCACAAAUAUUUCUCAACCGGUUUCUUGGGGCCGGUAAAUUGGUAUAGAGCACAGAUCCACGAUGUCAAUCACGAAGAUGAAAAAGGUAUUUCCCAGCAGUGUUUCCUUUUGACUUGUAAAUGAGUUCAUGUUUCUAAUUGUGGAGAAGAUAUCCCAGAGCUGUCGAAGGAGAUUGAGCAACCAGUUUUGAUCAUUUGUGCGAGGAAUAUUAUCUCUAUGGCAGCAGAUUUUGCAGGACAUAUGGAAAGGUUUUGCGACGAUAUGGAGGUUAAGAAGACUACGGCUGGUCAUUGGAUUAUGUUGGAGAACAUUGAUGAGACUAACGAAACGCUGGAAGAGUUUUUUGAGAAGUGAAGCCUUUUGAUUGUAUUAUAUGAAAUUACUCCCAUAGACCGAGAGAAUCAACGAAACUGCAAACAUUCUACAUA